This is a messenger RNA of Eremomyces bilateralis CBS 781.70, 567 nucleotides long. RefSeq lists its product as uncharacterized. The annotation marks the transcript as partial. NCBI's taxonomy places the organism in Eukaryota, Fungi, Ascomycota, Dothideomycetes, Eremomycetales, Eremomycetaceae. Gene Ontology annotation, biological process: positive regulation of proteasomal ubiquitin-dependent protein catabolic process; ubiquitin-dependent protein catabolic process; protein polyubiquitination. The transcript has 2 exons. Gene Ontology annotation, cellular component: ubiquitin ligase complex; cytoplasm. Gene Ontology annotation, molecular function: ubiquitin conjugating enzyme binding; zinc ion binding; ubiquitin protein ligase activity. The record is from RefSeq and is a predicted model, not a curated record.
UGUAUCUCCUGUUUAGACGACGUUCUACCGCGGAAAGCCGCAAAGCUCGAUUGUAGCCACCAUAUGUGCAACUCUUGCUUGAAACGGGUCUUCAACUUAUCUAUCACCGAUCCCUCUCUGAUGCCCCCGAAGUGCUGCACGGACCGCCUCAUCCCCUUACGACAUGUCGCACCCCUCUUCGAUGAUCCGUUCAAGCGGAAGUGGAACCGCAAGUAUCAAGAAUAUACGACCAAAAAUCGAAUGUACUGCCCGAAGAAGGGGUGUGGGGAGUGGAUUAAACCCAACCACAUCAAAUCGGAUGGCGCUACGGGCCGUCAAUAUGGCACAUGUAAGCGUUGCGGGAUGAAGGUCUGCCGGAUCUGUAACCAGAAAUGGCACGGUAGGAAAGAUUGUCCCAAUGACGAGGAGACAAAGAGAGUGGUCGACCUGGCCAAAGAGGAGGGCUGGCAACGGUGUUACAAUUGCAAGACCAUGGUAGAACUUCGGGAGGGCUGCAACCAUAUGACAUGUCACUGCACGGCUGAAUUCUGCAUGAUAUGCGGUUUGAAAUGGAAAACGUGCGAUUGU